GAGGUUAUUGGUGAAGAACCUAAACAUGUAGAAAUAACUGAAGCAAGUUCUCAACUUGUUAAUGGAACGAAUCAUUUUGUUAAGGUCAAACAUGAUGGGAAAACUUGGCAUAUACGACUCCAUGAAGCAUUGCCGUGUUAUGGAAGUGAGUUGACCGUGCACAGCCACAGAGAAGUUACGGAUGCCGAACCACUGACCUAUUUCUAA
Messenger RNA from Mesocestoides corti, 207 nucleotides. NCBI's taxonomy places the organism in Eukaryota, Metazoa, Platyhelminthes, Cestoda, Cyclophyllidea, Mesocestoididae. The record is from the annotation of a GenBank genome assembly.